UGUCAGAGAGCCACAAUGAUCAUGCACAAUAGCAGUUCAGCCUUGCCCCUGUUUUCAAAUGUGAGCUCCUUCUGGAAGAGAGAUUCCCAUGGACCAGGACUACUUGAUGAAGGAGCAUCGCUUAUUGGCAGCUAUGAUCUUCCUCAGACCACAGAGAGCUUUCCCUUCUCCACUGUGGAAUCAACAAACACAUCCCUAAAUGCCACAAUCAAAGACCCUCUGGGUGGACACACUGUCUGGCAAGUAGUUUUGAUUGCUUUCCUCACUGGGAUCAUUGCACUAGUGACCAUCAUAGGAAACAUCCUAGUGAUUGUCUCAUUUAAGGUUAACAAACAACUGAAAACAGUCAACAACUACUUCUUGUUGAGUCUUGCUUGUGCAGAUUUGAUCAUCGGUGUUAUUUCCAUGAAUCUUUUCACCACAUACAUCAUUAUGGGCCACUGGGCUUUGGGAAACUUGGCCUGUGAUCUUUGGCUCUCCAUUGACUAUGUUGCCUCUAAUGCCUCUGUCAUGAAUCUCCUUGUCAUAAGUUUUGACAGGUAUUUUUCCAUCACUAGGCCGCUUACAUACAGAGCCAAACGAACAACUAAAAGGGCUGGAGUAAUGAUUGGUUUAGCAUGGGUCAUCUCUUUUGUUCUUUGGGCCCCUGCCAUCUUGUUCUGGCAGUAUUUUGUUGGGAAGAGGACUGUGCCUCCUGAUGAAUGUUUCAUCCAGUUUCUAAGUGAACCUAUCAUCACUUUUGGCACUGCCAUAGCUGCCUUUUACUUGCCAGUCACCAUUAUGAGUAUUUUGUAUUGGAGGAUUUACAAGGAGACUGAGAAACGCACCAAAGAGUUAGCAGGACUACAGGCUUCGGGCAGUGAGGCAGAGACAGCACGCUUUGUACACCAGACUGGCAGCUCCCGGAGCUGCAGCAGCUAUGAGCUGCAACGGCAGAGCACAAAGCGCUCCAGCCGUAGGAAGUACAGGCGCUGCCACUUCUGGCUCACAAUGAAGAGCUGGGAACCCAACACAGACCAGGGGGAUCAAGAGCACAGCAGCAGUGACAGCUGGAACAACAAUGAUGCUGCUGCCUCCCUUGAAAAUUCAGCCUCAUCUGAUGAAGAGGACAUCACAGCAGAGACCAGAGCUAUCUAUUCAAUCGUUCUGAAGCUUCCUGGUCACAGUGCCAUCCUCAAUUCCACAAAGUUGCCCUCCUCGGAAGAUCUGAAUGAGUCAGCAGAUGAACUGCAGAAAUCUGACACGGACUCACAGGAAAAGAAACCUAAAAAACUGCAACCUCCCAAAAGCAUUCAGGAUGGUGGAAGUUUCCAGAAGAGUUUUUCAAAGCUUCCAAUUCAGCCAGGGUCAGCAGAGACAGCUACAGCUUCUGAUGGCAUCUCAUCAAUGACCAAGACAUCUGCAGCCCUGCCUUUGUCCUUCAAGGAAGCAACUCUGGCAAAAAAAUUUGCCUUGAAGACCAGAAGUCAAAUCACAAAGCGAAAACGAAUGUCACUUAUCAAAGAAAAGAAAGCGGCGCAGACACUCAGUGCCAUUUUGUUUGCCUUUAUCAUUACCUGGACUCCUUAUAACAUCAUGGUUCUGGUGAACACCUUUUGCAAUUGUGUCCCCAAAACUGUCUGGAACCUGGGGUACUGGCUUUGCUACAUCAACAGCACGGUGAACCCGGUGUGCUAUGCACUGUGUAACAAAAUGUUCAGAAAUACUUUCAAGAUGUUACUGCUGUGCCAGUGUGACAAACGAAAACGACGCAAACAGCAGUAUCAGCAAAGGCAAUCUGUCAUUUUUCAUAAGCGGAUCCCUAGGGAGGCUUCAUAGAAUAGUAUUUUUUAAACAACUGAAAAAAUAAUGGAGAAUGGGAUGGGACAGGAUUAGAUGGGUUUGGAAGGGAUGGGGUA
Molecule: messenger RNA, 1898 nt
Organism: Phasianus colchicus (ring-necked pheasant)
Lineage: Eukaryota; Metazoa; Chordata; Aves; Galliformes; Phasianidae
Source: RefSeq, a predicted model, not a curated record